CUGUCUCACUCUCAAGUCAUGAGCUGUGGUGAUGAUGUGGUUCCUCCUCCUGCUUCUCCACCUUGCUCACAUUGGGCUGAUGAUCUCAGCUGAGGACAAACUGAUUCUAAAAAACAAAGGAGGCUACCCAUGUGAAGGCUACCUUGAAGUCUACCAUAACAACAUAUGGGGCUUUGUUGGGGAUACACACUGGAGCAACAACACUGAAAAAGUGGUUUGUAAGAGCACUCACUGUGGGGAACCUGUGGAGAACCCAGUAACAGAUAUUCCCAAGCCUUCUGAAAACAGACCGAUCUGGCUCAAUGAACUGAAGUGUGAAGGAGACGAGAGCGCUCUGUGGAAAUGUAAACAUCCUGGUUGGAACUACAGCGAUUACUCAAAGGUCACAGUGAAAAAACUUAAGUGUUCAAGUAAUAUCACAUUAAGCCUGGAUGGACCCAAAUGUGCUGGAGCUCUCCAGUACUCUGUUGAUGGCAAAACUCAGGGUUACUUUUGUAACAACAACAUUGGUGAAAAAGAAGCCAGGCUUCUGUGUAAAAAUCUCGGGUGUGGUGGACUCAGAGAAAUUCCUCCCUCAGAGAGUAUGGUUAGUGAUAAUUUCAGGGACUCAUCAAAGAUGAAGAUCGAUUGUUCAGCUUUAAAAACGCAGAUCCCAGAUCAUCUGUGGCAGUGUGUGAAUGGCAAUACGACAAUUCAGCAUCAUGCAAACUUUCUCUGUCAUAUGUGA
Messenger RNA from Haplochromis burtoni (Burton's mouthbrooder), 727 nucleotides. RefSeq names its product scavenger receptor cysteine-rich type 1 protein M130-like. Gene Ontology annotation, cellular component: membrane. Lineage: Eukaryota; Metazoa; Chordata; Actinopteri; Cichliformes; Cichlidae. The transcript has 4 exons. The coding region runs from base 32 to 727 and encodes 231 amino acids. The record is from RefSeq and is a predicted model, not a curated record.